Diprion similis is the source of this 1615-nucleotide messenger RNA. RefSeq names its product dopamine receptor 1-like (gene Dop1). The transcript has 6 exons. The record is from RefSeq and is a predicted model, not a curated record. Gene Ontology annotation, biological process: adenylate cyclase-activating adrenergic receptor signaling pathway. NCBI's taxonomy places the organism in Eukaryota, Metazoa, Arthropoda, Insecta, Hymenoptera, Diprionidae. Gene Ontology annotation, cellular component: membrane. Bases 32 to 1303 code for a protein of 423 amino acids. Gene Ontology annotation, molecular function: G protein-coupled receptor activity.
CACGCCAUGCUUCUACAUCAGGUGAGCAACUAUGGUCAUCAAGCCAUGUCAAAGCAUCCCCCUUGAACCGCUCUCUCCAUGGAUGUCUGCCCACACAAGUCGUCCUGAAAGAGGGAAUAUUACAGAUGGCGAUGAAGUACCGGAAAACACAUUUUCGUUACUGUCGGUGAUUCUAGUUGGCCUGCUACUGUUUAUUUUAUUUUUCUUAUCCGUUGCUGGGAACAUUUUGGUCUGCGUCGCGAUAUACACUGACCGAGGUCUACGCAGGAUUGGUAAUCUCUUUCUUGCCUCUCUGGCGAUUGCUGACCUCUUCGUCGGGUCUCUGGUGAUGACUUUUGCCGGUGUGAACGACCUCCUCGGAUACUGGGUAUUUGGAUCCCGAUUCUGCGACACGUGGGUGGCGUUCGACGUGAUGUGCAGCACCGCUUCCAUUCUCAAUCUAUGCGCCAUAUCACUUGAUAGAUACAUACAUAUCAAAGAUCCAUUGAGGUACAGUAGAUGGGUCACUCGGAGAGUAGCAGUUGGCAGCAUAGCAACUGUUUGGCUGCUCGCUGGCCUAAUCUCUUUUGUGCCAAUCAGCUUGGGCCUUCACAGGCCUGCCAUGCCGCUAGUGUACAGCGACGGAGAAAAGCAAUAUCCUACCUGCGCAUUGGACUUGACGCCCACCUACGCGAUGGUUUCCUCCUGCAUCUCCUUCUACGUGCCUUGUUUCGUUAUGGUGGGCAUUUACUGCAGACUAUAUUGCUACGCGCAGAAACACGUGAGGAGCAUCAGGGCGGUGACAAAAUUGCCGGAAACUUCGCUGGCGAAGAGCUUUCGCACAAAGACCAGGAGGACCAAAGCUCCGAAACCACAGACGAAGCCGAAACCCACAAGUCCGUACCACGUGUCCGACCACAAGGCAGCAAUAACUGUCGGUGUAAUUAUGGGGGUUUUCCUGAUAUGUUGGGUACCAUUCUUCUGCGUCAAUAUUGUUGCCGCAUUCUGCAAAACCUGUAUUACCGACAGAACCUUCCAGGUACUGACGUGGCUCGGCUACAGCAAUUCAGCUUUCAAUCCGAUAAUCUACAGUAUCUUCAACACCGAAUUUCGAGAGGCUUUCAAAAGAAUUUUGACGAGGGGUGGAAGAGGUCGAUGCAAUCAACCGUCAACGAGCGAAUGUGGUGAAUUCCGAUCGGUUAUCGUUCAGAAACGAAAUGGUUCGAUCGUGGAAUGCAACAUUAGUCCCAGAUCGAGUGCCGACAGCUGCCAAGUAGCUCCAGGCGCAAACAAACAUCGUGACACGAUUGUCAGCGCGAUAUAAUCGCGUCAUAAAAAACAGUUACCAUAUUCUUCAGAUGCGUUUCAAUUCCAAUGUCAAUAUAUACUCCACUCCAUGUAUAGAUAUGUAUAGUAAGUAAGUGCGGACACUUAGAUUAAUUCUGACAUGCGAAACAAAAAAAAUUUGGUAAAAAAAUUAAGGUGCAGAGUUACCAUUUUUCAUUUUCUCAUUCUCAAUCACUUUCUUCCUUUUUUUACUUGUAUCAUACAUUAGCUCACGCGUCUUGUAGAUAUGUUAUUAAUCGUAGAAUAAUUUAUAAAUUUAAGUAUAAGUACAUACAUGUUUAACAAAAUA